Molecule: messenger RNA, 944 nt
Organism: Octodon degus (degu)
Lineage: Eukaryota; Metazoa; Chordata; Mammalia; Rodentia; Octodontidae
Gene: Rpl7l1
Product: ribosomal protein L7 like 1
Exons: 7
Coding region: 83-823 (246 amino acids)
Biological process (GO): maturation of LSU-rRNA from tricistronic rRNA transcript (SSU-rRNA, 5.8S rRNA, LSU-rRNA)
Cellular component (GO): cytosolic large ribosomal subunit
Molecular function (GO): RNA binding; structural constituent of ribosome
Source: RefSeq, a predicted model, not a curated record
CUCGAUGGUCAAGUGAACAGAGCGGAGCCGCUCUUUCCUCACGGGAGGGCGUGCGCAUGAGCAGUAGCCCUACGCCGGAAAGAUGGCGGAAGAAGAGCAAAGAAAAAAGAUCCCCUUGGUUCCAGAAAAUCUCCUGAAAAAGAGGAAGGCAUAUCAAGCCCUCAAAGCCACCCAGGCAAAGCAGGCACUUUUGGCAAAGAAAGAGAGGAAGGUAAAGGAGAUCAGAUUUAAGCGACUGGAAUCCUUCCUUCAUGAUUCCUGGCGGCAGCGGCGUGACGGGGUGCGUGUGAAACGACUCGAAGUGAAACCUCGCGCUUUGGAAGCACCUGAUGAACAUUCCUUGGCCUUCGUUGUCCGCCUCCAAAGUAUUAACGGGGUGAGUUCAUUAGUACAGAAGACCAUUGCAAGACUUCGCCUGAAGAAGCUGUUCAGUGGUGUCUUUGUUAAAGUCACCCCCCAAACUCUCAAAAUGCUGCGAAUAGUGGAGCCUUAUGUGACCUGGGGAUUUCCAAAUCUGAAGUCUGUCCGGGAACUGAUUUUGAAACGUGGACAGGGCAAGAUUAAGAAUAAGACCUUCCCGCUGACGGACAACACUGUGAUCGAGGAGCACCUGGGCAAGUUUGGUGUCAUUUGCCUGGAAGACCUCAUCCAUGAAAUCGCCUUCCCAGGGGCGCAUUUCCAGGAGAUUGCCUGCUUCUUGCGCCCUUUCCACCUCUCUGUGGCCCGGCACGCUACCAAGAACAGAGUGGGCUUCCUCAAGGAGAUGGGCUCACCUGGCUAUCGGGGUGAGCGCAUCAACCAGCUCAUCCGCCAGUUGAACUAGUUCCAGAGACUGGAAGGAAGCAUAAGGGAAUCGGCAUGGCAGGCACCUCUCAGCACCGCCCAGUUUCAAGGAAGAGUUCCGUUGUUCCCCAUCAUGCCACGGCUGAAAUCAGCACUUGCUG